AUGCCUUCCGCCAUCAAAGAUAUCCGGGUCACGCCGAUGGAGCACGGCUCCAAGAGCAAUGUUGAUUUCGGCGCCACAGUGCACGGCAUCGAUCUGAACGAGUUCACCGACUCGGACUUCGAGAUAAUCCACGAAGCCCUACACAAGCACAAAAUGCUCGUUUUCAAAGAGCAGCCUAAGAUGCUCGCGCCUCAGCGACAAUAUGAUCUGACUCGGAGAUUCGAUCCGGAUGAGACGACGGGCGGGUUUGCCCAUGGUGUUGAUCCGUUUCUCACGUCCCACAACGACGUCGAUAUAUACGGUCUCCCUAACCGUCCUGCGAUUCCUGUACAGCCGCAGGUGCAUAUCCUUGGACGGGGAGAACUCCCUGACAACCACUACCAAUUCCCGCCGGGCUUCAAGGUCAAGGGCAUCGAUCACCACUAUUUCCAUCUCCCUCCCCACAUCCCCAGCGAGGAACGAGAAGCUGGGAAAUCUCGAUUCUACCAAUGGCAUUUCGACGGCUCUUUGUACGCCAUUCCUCCGCCUCGAGUGGGGUGUCUGCUCGCUGUAAGAACGCCCAAAGGACCGGAUGUGAAGGUUCAAUGGGAUGAUGGCACGGGAACUGAGAUGGCCAUCGCGCCUGGAGCCACAGCUAUGGUGGCCGGAUCUCGGGCUCUUGAGCUCCUUACUCCUGAGCUGAGAGACAUUGCAUAUAAUAGCAAAAUCGAGUAUGCGCCGCAUUGCUUUGAGUGGAUGUCCACGGCGCAUAGUACUCGUCUGGGGCAUUCCAUCGAGACGGAAGGACUGGAAAAGCCGUUGGAUAAAUUAAAGCCCUGGACAGAGGAAAAGGUAUGUACAUACCCAAUGGUGUGGAAGAAUCCCAUGACUGGGGAGGACAGUCUGCAGGUUCACGGACAAGGCGCUUUAAAGUUAUUUCUGAAGAGUAGUCCGGAUGGAGAGGAGACCAUUAUCGACGAUCUCAGGGAAGUGAGAGCUUUUAUGCAUAAACUCAUGCGCCCGGUCCUUGAACCGAGUAACAUAUAUGCGCAUAGACACGAGGAGCAGGAUGUGAUUCUUUGGUACAACCGGGCUCUCUGGCACUCAAUUACCGAGUUUCCAGAGUCAUAUGGGCCGAGAAUCAUGCAUCAGUGUAAUGUCGCAGCUUCAGAUCAUCCAGUAGCCGCUAGGCAACUUCCAGCAUGA
Lachnellula hyalina is the source of this 1185-nucleotide messenger RNA. Its product is annotated as putative dioxygenase. The transcript is spliced from 3 exons. The coding region runs from base 1 to 1185 and encodes 394 amino acids. The record is from RefSeq and is a predicted model, not a curated record. NCBI's taxonomy places the organism in Eukaryota, Fungi, Ascomycota, Leotiomycetes, Helotiales, Lachnaceae. Gene Ontology annotation, molecular function: oxidoreductase activity.